Ochlerotatus camptorhynchus is the source of this 544-nucleotide messenger RNA. Its product is annotated as BRCA2-interacting transcriptional repressor EMSY-like. Gene Ontology annotation, biological process: regulation of DNA-templated transcription. The transcript has 2 exons. Lineage: Eukaryota; Metazoa; Arthropoda; Insecta; Diptera; Culicidae. Bases 305 to 544 code for a protein of 79 amino acids. Gene Ontology annotation, cellular component: nucleoplasm. The record is from RefSeq and is a predicted model, not a curated record.
UCAUAAACAGAAAUGGAAGAGGACAUAUUAUGCGAAUGUUGAAUUUGUGUGUAAAAUUCUUCUCUUGUUUUGCGAUCGGAAGUAGAUUUUCAACGACAGUUUUGCAGCCCCAGAUACCGGCAAUCGGAUCGAUUAUGUGAAACAGACGAGUGCGCGUUGGAUAAGUUCCUGGCCACGAACGAAAAAAGGACAGUUUGGAAGAAGCGCCAGGUUUUUUUCAGUACGGACAAAGUUUGACUUUUACGAGGCAAACGCUCGGGAUUUCUUGUGCAAAAAUAAUUGAAGAUUCGUUAGUUGGUUAAGGAUGUGGCCAAUCAAGCUGGACAUGACCCGGGACGAAUGUCGCGGUGUCCUGCGACGGCUUGAAUUGGAGUCCUACUCGAGUGUUAUGAGUACAUUUCGUGCGCAGGGAGGACUGUGCAAGGAAAAAGCGCGGAUUCUCGACGAGCUGCGGAAGCUGUUGCAUAUUUCCCAGGAUCGGCACAAGGCCGAAUCCCGGCGGGUGGCCAACGACGAGCGGCUGACCACGGUGGCCGAAAUGUGA